This is a messenger RNA of Grosmannia clavigera kw1407, 2256 nucleotides long. RefSeq names its product ribosome biogenesis protein. The record is from RefSeq and is a predicted model, not a curated record. The coding region runs from base 1 to 2256 and encodes 751 amino acids. Gene Ontology annotation, molecular function: ribonucleoprotein complex binding; protein binding. Gene Ontology annotation, cellular component: preribosome, large subunit precursor; PeBoW complex. The transcript has 2 exons. Lineage: Eukaryota; Fungi; Ascomycota; Sordariomycetes; Ophiostomatales; Ophiostomataceae. Gene Ontology annotation, biological process: ribosome biogenesis; maturation of LSU-rRNA from tricistronic rRNA transcript (SSU-rRNA, 5.8S rRNA, LSU-rRNA).
AUGGGACCAAAAAUAGCAGAAAAGAAGCGGAAGGCAUCGUUGGUCGUGGCGGAGACGCACGACGAGUCGGAAAACGAGGGCAGCCUGGACAAUCUGAUCAACGGGCUGACACUGUCGCAAGGGCUCCUGGGUGAUGAAGGCGCCGAGGACGAAGAGAAUGAAGAGGCGUCAACAGACCAGCCGAACUACCGAGUGACGACGGAUGCCAACGGCGGAGUGCGGUACGUGUACGAUGAGAUCGACCCGGUGUACGACUCGGACGACAGCGCGCAGGAGGGGGCCAACACGAUCGGCAACAUCCCGCUCUCGUUCUACGACUCGUACCCGCACAUUGGGUACGACAUCAACGGCAAGAAGAUCAUGCGGCCGGCGACGGGCGAAGCUUUGGACGCGCUGCUGGACAGCAUCGAGGUGCCACGCGACUGGACAGGGCUGACGGAUCCGGCGACGGGCAAGCCGCUGAAGCUGAGCCGGGACGAGCUGGAGCUGCUGCGCCGCGUGCAGAUGAACGAGCUGCCCGAGGAUGGCUACGACCCGUACCCAGACACGAUCGAGUACUUUACGGGUAUCGAGGAGACGAUGCCGCUGAGUGCGGCGCCAGAGCCGAAGCGGCGGUUUGUGCCGUCCAAGCACGAGGCCGUGCGCGUGGCCAAGCUGGUCCGGGCGAUCCGUGAGGGCCGCAUCCUGCCCUACAAGCCAGCGCCGACGGGUGACGAAGCGGACGCCGAGGCCGACGAGGCCGACGAGGGGCACCGCUACGAUCUCUGGCAGGACGAGCAGCCGCGCGAGCCGCACGCGAUGCACCUGGUGGCGCCCAAGCUGCCGCCGCCCGGCCACAGCGAGUCGUACAACUGUCCGGCCGAGUACGUGCCGACACGGGCCGAGCGCGAGGCCUGGGAGGCGGCGGACCCGGAGGACCGUGAGCAGCCGUUCUUGCCGGCUCGCUACGACGCCCUGCGCAAGGUGCCCGGCUACGGCGAGCUCGUCAAGGAGCGCUUCGAGCGCUGCCUGGACCUGUAUCUGGCGCCGCGCGUGCGGCGCACCAAGCUGCACAUCGACCCCGACUCGCUGCUGCCGAAGCUGCCGCCGGCCGAGGAGCUGAAGCCGUUCCCGACCGUAUGCCAGACCAUCUUCCGCGGCCACCGGGGCUGGGUCCGCUGCGUGGCCAUCGACCCGACCGGCUGCUGGCUGGCCUCGGGCGGCAGCGACGGCACCGUGCGUCUGUGGGAGCUGCUGUCCGGACGGCAGGUCUGGAGCGUGCGGCUGACCGGUGGGGGGGGAGCAGAAGGCGAUGUCGAUGCCAAGACGAGCACAGACGACGAGCGCGAGCCCGUGAGCUGUCUGGCAUGGCGGCCGGGCAAGAACGCGCUGGUGCUGGCAGCGGCCGCGGGCGAGGAUCUGUUCUUGAUGGUGCCGACCGUGGCCGUCGACCCGGAGCUGGAGCAGGCCAGCCGAGCGGUGGUCGAUGCCGGGUUUGGUCAUGCGGCCAGCCGGGCGGCCAAGAAGCCCGAGGACGCCAACAAGCAGCCGACGGCCCGUUGGACGCGGCCGCACGACCACAGCCUCGAGGCGGCCGGCGUGCUCGUGCAGCUGCGCGUGCGGUCGCCCAUCCGCACGGUCAGCUGGCAUCGCCGCGGCGAGCACUUUUGCACGGUGUCGCCGGCGGGCGGCCGCAGUGCCGUGGCCAUCCAUACGCUGUCGCGCCACCUGAGCCAGGUGCCGUUCCGUCGCCAGCGCAACAUCCCGCAGGCCGCCCACUUCCACCCGUCACGGCCGCUCUUCUUCAUCGCGACCAAGCAGCGGGUGCGCGUGUACGACCUGCAGAAGAUGGAGCUCGUCAAGACGGUGCAGCCGGGCGCCCGGCUCAUCUCCGACUUUGACGUCCAUCCGCAGGGCAAUGGCGACCACAUCGUGGUCGGCUCCUACGAUCGCCGCCUCGUCUGGCACGACCUCGAAAUGUCCGCCCGGCCUUUCCGCACCAUGCGCUACCACGACAAGGCCGUGCGCGCCGUGCGCUUCCAUCGCGGCGGCCUGCCGCUGCUCGCCGACGCCAGCGACGACGGCACUCUGCAGAUCUACUUUGGCCGCGUCUACGCCGAUCCGAUGGAGGCCCCCACCAUCGUGCCGCUCAAGAAGCUCGUCCGCGGCGCCCACCGCGUCGUCGAUGCCGUCGGCGCCCUCGACGUCGCCUGGCAUCCCAAAGAGGCCUGGUGCGUGUCUGCCGGCGCCGAUGGCACCUGUCGGCUGUGGAUGUAG